Esox lucius (northern pike) is the source of this 2145-nucleotide messenger RNA. It is a transcript of the gene iho1, whose product is annotated as interactor of HORMAD1 1. The coding region runs from base 438 to 1853 and encodes 471 amino acids. Gene Ontology annotation, cellular component: condensed nuclear chromosome. NCBI's taxonomy places the organism in Eukaryota, Metazoa, Chordata, Actinopteri, Esociformes, Esocidae. The record is from RefSeq and is a predicted model, not a curated record. The transcript is spliced from 8 exons. Gene Ontology annotation, biological process: meiotic DNA double-strand break formation; DNA recombination; homologous chromosome pairing at meiosis.
AUAAUUGCUUUAGACACACAGUACUACCAUGCUAAGCCUAAACCACCCUAGACUAGCCAGUACAUUACUGGUCUUAGGGUAGACGAGGAGACAAGUCAUGUCAUUUAGAGGCAGGGUUCUACAACAUGAAAGGUAGGCGGGAGUUACCGACACGUGCGUUAUGGUACUAGCGCGUGAUAAAAUGUUUGGCUGACUAGCCAACCUCUGUAAGAAAACAGUUUUUCGAAUCAAACUAAUCCAGUAGUGUUUGUGUUGUUCAUUACCGAAAAUAUGCUAGAUAUAUGCAAUUAGCUGGCUGACUAGUACGCGUUUUAUGAGCUAGCAUAGUAUGGCCUUCCUACGGUAGCCUGCUUAUGUAACAAACGUUAACGUUGGUAGAAUCUAAACGAGGCAGGUGAAGUUCAUGAAACAGUUCAACUAGCUAAACUGAAAUAACAAUGAAUCCUAAUAUGUGGAAUAUCAAAGAGAUUUUAAGCAUUCCAAAUGGAUCCAGUGGACCCAAAAUCACCAGCAGGAAUGAGGCAACCAGUGACUACUCCAGCUUGACAGAUUCACAGUUUCUGUUUGGAUCACAAUUUUUGCCUGACAACAUGCAGGGAAUGUUGCAAGACACAGCCUUUUCAAACAGAACAUCUGGUAGUUCACAAUCACAGGAGGCAAGUGAGCCAAAACCUUUAAGCAGUUACCAUACCAAACCAUUCCUUCUUGGAAAUGGUAAGGACAAAGUGAAGGCACCAUGCUUUUCAAGUGGCAAAUCUGUUGGUGUGCUGGACAAGUUUGAAGAGGACAAGAAAAGGGCAAAAGAAAAGUUAGAGAGUGACAUUCUCACCUCUGGAUUUCUUCGUGACAACCUCGAAUGUAUCAAGCUCUCUCUAAAUCACAUUGAUCAGAGCACUAUGUCUGGCAAGAAAGAUUUUGCUGAUUUUGAAAAGAGAUUGCAGCAAAACAUAGCCAGUUUGCAGGAAGGGUUUGCACAGCAGUUUGAGGCCUUGCAGAAUAAACUGAGCACCCAGAAUCAGAUGCUGAAGGAGAUGGAUGAUAGAGCCGCUAAGACAGGUGUGGCGACUACAGCACUCAGCUCUCACAUGCAGGGCCUUCUGCAGAAUCUAGAGUUCCUGAGACAUGAGCAGAGUCAAGUACAGCGCAUGUUAGGGGAAGUCCUGGGCCUUACAGGCACCUUGGUUUCCGAGCUCCACCCCGUCCCUGUCGGGGUGAUGGACAGCAUGGUCCAGACAUCACCAGGAAUGAUGGAGAGGUUCAGCCAGGUGGAUGAGGAGAACAGGCACUUGGAAGAUGUAGGCCUUUGUGUCGCGAUGGCAGUCACAGCGCCUCAGAAAGCAUUGUGUGGUGUAAAGGAGACUGGAGGUGAGGCGGCAGAACAGCUACCCUCUGCAGAUGGGGGCCUCUCAAAGACAUGUAACCAGGGCAGGGCCAUGAGGAGAUGCACACUGAGAGGCCACAGACCGUUGAAACAGCCCUUCAGGAGCAGAAGGAGGGCAUUGGUGCCUCCACAGAGGUGUGGCGUAAAGGCUAGGGGCCAGUGCAUGAACCAACAGCCUAUCAAACAGCAACAGAAGCAGGACAACAGAUCAACUGGCAAGGAGCAACACGAUCCCAACUGGGUACAUAUGGACAGUGUUACAGAACCACAGAAACAACAGCGGGAAACUGUUGGAUACCGCCACCCUUUCAGGAUGUGGUCCCAGGAGUGUAACCAAUCUGUGUGUGUAGCCACAGGGGACCCUGGGCCAGCUUGGGAUGAAAGACCACCUGAGCCUAGGGUUGAGGUUCUCUCCUCAGAGAGAAAGAGAGGCUUUUGGCAUCUGUUUGAUAUAAACUGUGAUUCUGACUGAUGAAGAAUCAAGGAAGUGUUAUUCUUGAGUUUGGUUAAUCUCUAAUUUCUUUCGACACAAAAAUUUAAUUACAUUUUUUUUUGUUAUUGUGUCCCUAUGCUUCUUUUCCAAAUCCUUUGCACUGUAACUGUUUAAUGCAUCAUAAAUAAGGAAAUGGCUAAUGGUUCAGGGUAAUUCUUUUAAUUUCUUUUGAUAAAAUGUACAGAAAUCAAGCCUGCCCAGAAAACGAAGCAUUUUUAACAAACAUAACAGAACUAAGCAAAAUAGAUAAACUGUCUAUAUUACUGUAUUA